Messenger RNA from Tarenaya hassleriana, 1224 nucleotides. RefSeq names its product peroxidase C1C-like. Lineage: Eukaryota; Viridiplantae; Streptophyta; Magnoliopsida; Brassicales; Cleomaceae. Gene Ontology annotation, biological process: response to oxidative stress; hydrogen peroxide catabolic process. The record is from RefSeq and is a predicted model, not a curated record. The transcript is spliced from 4 exons. The coding region runs from base 58 to 1110 and encodes 350 amino acids. Gene Ontology annotation, molecular function: heme binding; peroxidase activity.
UUCUUCCUCAUCAAUACAAAACAGCUCUUCAUUAUUCAAUCUUGACAAGGAGCAGCCAUGAAGCCAUCUCCUUGCAUUUUGAAAACCCUAAUAACGAUAUUGGGAUGCAUUGUUGUCCUCGCGCCUCUGUCUGAUGCUCAGCUGACUCCUUCUUUCUACGACAAGACCUGUCCGAAGGUGUUCGAUGUCGUAAGCGAUACCAUCGUCGACGCCUUGAGGUCCGACCCUCGCAUCGCUGCUAGUAUCCUUCGUCUUCACUUCCACGACUGCUUUGUCCAAGGUUGCGAUGCGUCGAUUCUGUUAGACAACACGACGUCGUUCAGGACGGAGAAAGAUGCGUUUGGAAACGCGAAUUCGGCGCGCGGAUUCGACGUGAUCGAUAGGAUGAAAGCUGCCGUCGAGAGACAAUGUCCAAGAGUUGUCUCUUGUGCCGAUAUGCUCACCAUCGCUGCCCAAAAAUCUGUCGAAUUGUCCGGAGGUCCUUCGUGGAAAGUUCAACUGGGAAGAAGAGACAGUCUGCAGGGAUUUUUGGAGCUUGCGAACGCUCGGCUCCCGGCUCCAUUCUUCACUCUCCAACAGCUCAGAGACAGUUUCAGAAACGUCGGACUCGAUCGCCCUUCUGAUCUCGUCGCUCUCUCUGGUGGUCACACAUUCGGCAAAAACCAAUGCAGAUUCAUUAUGGACCGACUCUACAACUUCAGCAACACUGGCCAGCCCGAUCCGACCCUCGACAUAUCUUACCUCGCCACUCUUCGCCAGCAGUGCCCUCAGAACGGUAACCUGAGCGCCCUCGUCGAUUUCGAUUUCAAAACCCCGACCAUUUUCGACAACAAGUACUAUCAAAACCUCAGGGUCGAAAAGGGUCUGAUCCAAAGCGAUCAAGAACUCUUUUCUUCGCCCGACGCGACCGAUACGACUGUUCCUCUCGUGAACUUAUACAGCAGCGACCGGACCGCGUUUUUCAAUGCGUUCAUCGAGGCAAUGACGAGGAUGGGAAACAUUACGCCUCUCACGGGCAGUCAAGGCGAGAUCAGGUUGAACUGUAGGGUUGUGAAUCCGAGACGUGUGGACAUCAUCGAUAAUGUGAUUGAGAUGGUGACUUCUGUGUAAGAAUAUGUUUGGUUCAUAAUAUUAUAUAUGCAAAGAUAUAAUAAACUUGUUGGUGGAAUAUGUAUUUUGGGUUUGAUUAAUAAAGUUGGUCAAUGUUAUAAGAUAUUUCUACUC